AUGCCGUCCUAUCAUCGUUACACGUCACUAGUUGUUGCACAACUUGCGCUCGCGUCUGCGUGGGAGAGGCUGCACGAUCCUCUGCGUAUUCGGCAGCAUCAGAAUCUACAGGUAUUCAAUCAUGGGUUGACAGGUGUCGCGCCCGCGAUAACGAAUUCUGGUCACCGGGACAAGCCAUUUGAGGUCGACGGUGAGAUGUUCAUCGUAAAUGAAGUCCACGGCAUCAAUUUCACCGACCAAGAUUGUCAGAGUGAGAGAGGUGCGUUUUCAAGUCUAUUACCAAAUACCUGCUUUUCCAUCCCGAAUGUUCCUGUCCUUCGAAGCCAUUCAAGCUUGGAGCAUGUGAAGAGUUGUAACGUAGCACAGGAGUCUGCACCUAUGAAAUAUUUUAUCGAACAUGUCCAAAGGACAGCGGCUGCGUCCUCAGAGUCUGCUCUCGCCCCUACAUCACCGUCGCACCAAGUGGUGAUAGUGUUAGAUGACGAAUUUGAAUUGCUCUGUGAUGCAGCUUAA
Paracoccidioides brasiliensis Pb18 is the source of this 513-nucleotide messenger RNA. RefSeq lists its product as uncharacterized. The record is from RefSeq and is a predicted model, not a curated record. Bases 1 to 513 code for a protein of 170 amino acids. The transcript has 5 exons.